UUUUACACUGAUUAGGGAGGGUGGAGAUACCAUGUGGAAGUCACAUGAACGACAAGGAUGAGGCAUAAACAAGGAGGAAACUUCAGGAGUUGAACUGCUGCACGGUUUCUGCCUCAGAGAGCGGGGUCUGCUGCUUGUAAAGUCCCACUGGCUUGGCACAAGCUUCCCCGUUUGCCACCCCCUCCGUGAACAUAUGCAAUGAACAGCACUACUCAAUCCCCUGCCAUCACUGAUGGAGAUGUGGCAGUCGGCUAUGUGCUGGUGCCGUUCUUCCUGAUCACCAUUUUUGGUAUAGCGGCAGCUGUGGUUAUGUAUAUACGUAGGAAGCGAAGAAUUGACAGGCUCCGCCACCAGUUGUUACCGGUUUACACAUAUGAUCCAUCAGAGGAGCUCAACGAAGCUGAACAAGAACUAUUAUGGAGAGAGGAGGACACAAAGAUUGUGCAAGGUUGGGCCAGAGCUUACCAACAGCGGCACACCCUACUGACUAAAGACGUCCAUGCAUGAAUGUGAUUAAAAAUGGAGAAUAUCUGCAGUGUUCCUUAUGGAUGGAGAUAACCCUCAGUGUGAAAUAGUUGGAAGGUAACAAUUAGUCACAGUCAUCAUCUCUUUCCCGUUUUUGUACAAGGUAAAGUUUAUUGUGAAAUUUUGAUUAUAAAAAAAAAAUCUUGUGUGCUUGAGGGCCACAUCAUUUGGGAGUUAUUUAUUUUAUAUUAUUUAUUUAGCUUUUUGGUUUUUCAACUUGUGUGUCAUUACUGAAGGUUAGAAUGGUGACAUCCAUCCAAAGAGAAAGAUUAAGUAAGUCUGUAGGGGCCUUGUUCUUAAGGAUUUUCAGAGUGAGGUGUGGGCCAGGGUUGAGUUUUGCCAUAUUGUCACCUGAACGCCACCUGUGAAAGUCAACACUGUUAUUGCAGAUGUUUUGUAAAUACAAUCCGUGCAUGACCUUAGUUGAUUGGUAAAGAACAGAUGCACAAGAUGAGUUGAUUAGCUAUGAAGUAUAAGCUAAUUAGGUUUCUGAGAUUAAAUAUCUUUCGAACUUCAACGUCCAAUGCAUUGUGCUGUGUUACCACGAAACAAGAGUACCAGAUUUUCCAAACACGUUUUUGAAAUUAAAACCUUAUUACCUUGAGCCACAACUAAAAAAUGGGCUAAAAUCAGGGUGGAUUUCGGUACGUAAAAAACUUUUAACUUCAGGGAGUUUAUUUUCAGCCAAAGGAUAUAAAAGCCCUCUUGGGUCUAAUGCUGUUAAAUGAAUAUAACUAGCUGCUUCACAACCUUGGUCUCUGUGUGGUUCAGCCAAACUGUAUGACUAUAUUCUAUGGCAUGACAAGCCAGAUCUGGAAGUCAUCUGCACCAACUUCCUCUCAUCCUAACCAUUGAGUUGUGACUAGUGCCCUAAAAAUGUCCUGUCUGAGAGGCAUGGCACCAGGAGGAAGUUACCUCCAGCCGAAGAAUUUUAGAUAAAUGCCAUAGCUCUGACUGUAUGAAGUACUCAGGAAAUCUCAAUCUUUUUUUUUUCCUUGUAAAAUCUUCAGACGCCACUUUGCCUUGCGUUUGUGAAUGUAGUCCUUAUUUACAGUUGCAGAUAUGUUAAACUGUACUUGAAGGACAACAACUCCCAAUAUAAUCGAUUUAAUUAAUGAAUGUGGUUUUUUUCUUGUGAUCUUAGAUAGUUGAAUCCAUAUUUUUGUGCAGAAUUUUAAUAUUUGUCUUCAAAAGGCAGAGAGCAGAGCUGUGACUGAGAUGUGUGAUGCCAUGGAGGUAAAAGUGUGGACCUGCACUAUGAAUAGCAAAGUUUAUUUUGUGGACUCAAAUGUUUUGAGUUUCUAUACCCAAAUGAGAUUGUUCUGAAGUAUCACUGUCAGUUCUGUAUGUUCACUGGAAAGCGUACCCCUGUCCCCGGAAAGUCAACCCGGGUGCUCUCCCUUUCAUCUUCACAAUCCUUCCUGUUCAUUUUCUGGAGCACAUUCAUACUUGACGAUGCCAGUUGUAUAUUUUACGUGAAAACGAAUGGAAUAGACCACUAAUCAUGUGGACUAUACCCAUUGUGUUAGAUCACCCACUGGACUUUGAGUUGCACUGUUAAAUCAAUACACGGCAAUACUUUUCAUGGGUUACUGUGGGGUGGGUGGGUGAGGGGGCAUACAUUUUUAAGAACUACUGUAAUUGCAAACUUAAAUUGUAAUUUUGACUACUCAUUUAUCAGUUUGUAUACCAAUGCUAAGACUGUUGUAAUAUUUGUUGCUUUGGACAUGAACUGAGGGGCUGUUGGCCCAGACAUGUGUUACAUGCUUAAUA
Messenger RNA from Lampris incognitus (smalleye Pacific opah), 2298 nucleotides. RefSeq names its product small integral membrane protein 29 (gene smim29). The coding region runs from base 199 to 507 and encodes 102 amino acids. The transcript is spliced from 4 exons. NCBI's taxonomy places the organism in Eukaryota, Metazoa, Chordata, Actinopteri, Lampriformes, Lampridae. The record is from RefSeq and is a predicted model, not a curated record.